Messenger RNA from Salvia splendens (bonfire salvia), 1438 nucleotides. RefSeq lists its product as uncharacterized. The transcript is spliced from 3 exons. NCBI's taxonomy places the organism in Eukaryota, Viridiplantae, Streptophyta, Magnoliopsida, Lamiales, Lamiaceae. The coding region runs from base 208 to 1203 and encodes 331 amino acids. The record is from RefSeq and is a predicted model, not a curated record.
CACAAAAACACCAAUUAAUCUCCAUUUCCAUUUCCAUCAUUUCCAUUUCCUCUGAAUCAAGCAAUAUCCACAUGCACCCUAUACAUACACUAUACAUACAAUCACUUCUCUUUAUUUACUCCCCUUACCAAAACCACCAUUAAUCUUGCAACAAAAUCCAGCUUUAUUAAUCAAUUACUGUGCAGCAUAGUUAAUUCGGGGAAAGAAAUGGGGAAUUGUUUGGGCACUAGGAAGAAAUCGCCGGCGGAGAUCGCGCCGUCGGAGCUAAUAAAGCCAGCGCCGGUGAUAUCUCCGCCGGCGCCGGUGAUUAAGCUGUACGGACACCCGGACAGCUUCACGACCUCCCACAUACGAUUAGCCCUCUCGUACAAGCCGGUGACGCUCCAAUUCGUUCCCUCCGACGCCCAAGCAAACCCUACGAUUAUGUACAAAUCCGACGUCGUGACGGGAUCGGUGGAGGAGAUUCUCCGGUACCUGGACGAGAAGUUCCCGGACUCUCCGGUGGUGGUGACGAACAAUGUGUGGGGGUGGUGCGGGGCGAAGACGCCGGCGGUGGUGUGGGUGGUGAUGCUGCAGCACAGGAGCAUGAACUGGCAUAUGGAGAGGAUGGUGAAGUGGGCGGAGGACAUGGGGGCGCGUGGGGGGAACGCGAGUGGGGAUCCGUCGAUGGGCAGCCCUAGGAUGGAGGUGAAGAAGUUUGCCAAGAGCUACUCGCACCUGCACCAGCUGUUGCUCGAGCACGCGCAGAUGGAGGAGAUGGUCAUGUUUCAGAUCCUUGAAUCCGCCGAUCGAGGGCUGUGCAAAUCUGCGAAUGAGGAUCACGCAAGAGACCUGCCUAUAAUGAAUGGUGUAAAAGAGGAGAUUAAGAUAAUAGGAGUUAUGAAUGUUGGAAGCCCCGACUACCAAGAUGCCCUCACUCGCCUUUUGUCCCGCCUCUACAAAUUAAAGGACAACUGCAAGCAACACUUUGAAGAGGAGGAACAUGAGCUGCUGCCACUAAUGGAGGCUACGGAGCUGAAUAAGCUGCAGCAAGAGAGAGUGCUGCAACAAUCCUUGGAUGCAAUGCGUGAGACGCACUCUCACCUGUUCCGUUUCUUUAUGGAAGGGCUGUGCCCUCAAGAUGGCAUGCACUACUUUGGCUUGAUCAAGAGAUACUGCGACAAUGCUCGAGUAUCGCUUAUGCUGCACAUGAUGGUUGAUUAGUGGAGUUGCUAAUGCUAUUCUCCCAAUUCUUACAAAAAGGUGUACUAUUUCUCAACAAUACAAAGUUGAGAUUGUGUUAUUAGUCAUUCUAAUUUGCUGUCCAAAUCAUGCUUUUCAAUAUUAAGCAGCUUAAUAUUGAAAAGCAUAAUUUGGACCUGCCACCAAAAUCUGUUUGUACAUCCCCUAAAUUAUUUCUCCAAAACUGUUGUAAUAAGAAAGUUAUGGCGAUUCACAA